This is a messenger RNA of Coccidioides immitis RS, 2567 nucleotides long. RefSeq lists its product as uncharacterized. Gene Ontology annotation, molecular function: transcription coregulator activity. Gene Ontology annotation, cellular component: mediator complex. Bases 342 to 2567 code for a protein of 741 amino acids. The transcript has 2 exons. Gene Ontology annotation, biological process: regulation of transcription by RNA polymerase II. Lineage: Eukaryota; Fungi; Ascomycota; Eurotiomycetes; Onygenales; Onygenaceae. The record is from RefSeq and is a predicted model, not a curated record.
CUCAAAAGAGUCAACACUACUUACAAUAAUAGUCCUGAUUUGCAAACAAAAAGUGUAAUUUGUGCAAUUCAAGAGUCUGAUACAUUCAAUGGCAUUGUGAUUGAUUUCUUGGAAUGAGCCUCUGAAGGACUCAGAGCACGGUUGACUUUGAGCAUUGAACGGAUAUAAAUACAUACUAAUACAUGCUCCCAUGCUCUCAGCUCGCGCCCUAGCUGCAUGUGCUGAGAGCGUUUCCUUGGAUACCUUUAUCACCGGAAAUUUUAUGGUAGCUGCUUCUUUUUAUCUGAGGUAAAUCCACUUUUUUGAAGAAGUCGGGGCUAUAUCCUUUACUCUUUCCCACGAUGGCAACGCCGUUUUCAAAGAGCAAUCUGGGCGCCACUCCCACCCAGUUCACAUCUUCUCCUCACCCGUCAGCCGUACCCAUGGGCCGCCCUCUAUCACACAAGUCUCCUUCCAUGAAGACGCCCUCCGCUUCAGGCCAGGGGCAUCAGAACUACCCCAGCACGUCGUCACACCAGUAUCCCACGCCUCUCCCCAUCACGUCGGCCGCAAUAGAAGAUGUGGCCGUGUUCAGCUCUCCAUCAGCUCUUUUAGCGCUUGGGCUGGGUGGAAUUACGCCGUCUCCGGCGGCCAAUGACGCCCUUGGUGGCCAAGGCAUCAAUGAGGGCGACUUGCACUCCAUGGCGAUUCCGUCACUGGGUAUAACCGGCCCAAAGGAUAUCGAGGACGAGAAAAGGAAACGUAUAGACGAGGUUUUGCAGCUACUUCGGACGCGUGUUGCCGGUCGAGGCGUGUGUCGCGAGGGCAUUGAGAGGUUGGGUAAACUGGAAGGCCUGGAGUGUAUGUGGCAAGAUAACGAUCUCAGCAUAGCGGGAAAUUCUCUCGAUUUGGAAGUCGAGUUUGAACCCGGUCAGGAGAUUGUUAAGAAUGUUACCUUGAGAUAUGCGACUCCUGACGCGCCGGAAGGGGAAAGGAGAGUUGAGGCGUCGGAAGUGUUGAAGAGGAAUUUGAUGCAGGGUCCUGGAGAACAGGAAGGUGGACAUUGGAAGUCCAUGGCAGAGUUCCAUGAAAAUUUGCGGCGGCUAGCGAGAUUGGACCAGUUGAGCAGAGAAAUCAAUUGUUUUGAGGCUGUCGAAGGGAUCUAUGAAUGCUUGAGAAGGAUUUGGGACGAAGAGAAGAAACAUGGAACGCGGCAAAGCCACUUGGAUCAUAUAUGCAAAGGAUGGAUUGGAAAACCAUCUAUGCAUGGAGGAAAGCACGUUGGAUUGAUGCUUAGGUAUUGGGUUGAUCAAAGGCGCAUGUUUGAGGCCAAACAAGUCCCGCCGAGUAAUGCGAUGGACACCGACCUGCCAGCACAGGAUGACGAAGAGGUUCCCGACAAAGCUAAUUUCUACAGCGCCGCUAUCGAAUGUGAAACCGGAUACCCGUCUCUUCGCGUGUCGAAAGAAUGGGUCUCAGCAGACGUCUUUACAGAGAUUAGAAAUGAGGAUGGCGGCGACAACGGACUUGAGAUUAGAAUGAUUAAUUGGACGGAACCCCCGCCUACACUAGUAUCUCCUCUGAGCAACAAUCCGGAUUCUGUGGCUCUCGAACCGACCAUAUUAUCCUCAACGGCGCCCAAUAUACGCUUCGUCGCACGGCUUGAGCCGCCAGUUGACAUGCCCAUAUUUGCUGCUGUCGAGAUUUAUCGAGCCAUAGGGGCGAAUAUGAUGCAGGAAUCCAAGACUACUACCUACGACAGCCUUGUGGUUCCUUCACAAGGUGAUUCUAAUUUUAUUGAAUUCGAGGGGAGACAGGUUAUGCAAAAAAGAGAGAUAUCUACAUUCGGCGCGGAUGGAAAACCGGUCAAACAGCGACAUACUUAUACGUUCAAUACUUUUGAACAGGUACCGGGUCGCACAAUUCGUGAUAUACCCUUUUCGCAUCCGCGUCAAUUAGCCGAUGUGCUUCCUAUCCUGCGACAAUAUGCAUUUAUUUCCAGUCUUUUACGACGAAUUUUCUCUGAUUCCCAAACGGCCUCCAGGAGCGACACCCAGAGAACACCAGGAGAAAAGUCAGUUCCUCAACUCUUCCAAGAAUCCAGACCGAAUGGAUACUUCAUCAGCAAUGUCAACCCUACGGAAUGCAGACUUAAUUCGCUGCUGAGAAGCGGAAGAAAUAACGGCUUCAAGCCGCCCCCAACAGCGAUUUCUACACCUCCUGCAAACGAAGUCCGCGUCGAUAUCUCGCUUAGAACACCAAUGUCUCUCCCACCUACAGUACUGCUUGUUUUCAACAUCAACGAGGAUAAUCAGAUGAGGAGCUCAGACUCAGCUCCGCUGUUGACGCGAAUCGCCUCCCGGCAGGUCAUGAUUGGUGCAGACAUCGGUCUCAAUGGAGAGAUUAAUAUAUCACACAUCUCUGGCAUAUUGCCUAGUAAUGCUACCGAUUACACAUCCAAUGAAAAAUGCGAAGAUGAAAAGAGGAAACUACGGUCACAAAUUGCGAGAGUACUCGAGACCUGCGAGGAUUUGGGAAUGUUGGUCGAAUGGGUUCUGAAGUGGAUAAGGAAGCACACUGAUGGCUGA